Molecule: messenger RNA, 3142 nt
Organism: Amyelois transitella
Lineage: Eukaryota; Metazoa; Arthropoda; Insecta; Lepidoptera; Pyralidae
Gene: spel1
Product: DNA mismatch repair protein Msh2
Exons: 16
Coding region: 149-2887 (912 amino acids)
Biological process (GO): mitotic recombination; mismatch repair
Cellular component (GO): MutSalpha complex; nucleus
Molecular function (GO): mismatched DNA binding; ATP-dependent DNA damage sensor activity; ATP binding
Source: RefSeq, a predicted model, not a curated record
UGUCAGCUGAUGGCAGUUCGGUUGGCGGGCAAGUGAUUUAUGUUUCAAUUUCUUUGUUUUAGUUCCUAAUUAAAUAAAAAAUUAAAAAGCAAAUUACUGUUAAAUCUUAUUUGUAUAAGAACAAUACGAUUUUACACUUACGGAGAACAUGUCAGCAUUACAACCUAUACAUGCUCUGAGUUUGGAUUCUGUUCAGCAACAAGCAUUCAUAAAGUACUACCAUGGACUACCUGAAAAACCACCAACCACAGUGAGAAUAUUUGAUCGCAAUGACUACUACAGUGUCCAUGGCGUGGACGCCACCACCGCUGCAAGAGAGGUGUUUUCCUCUGUCUCCAAUAUCAAAAAAAUGGGGAUCGAGCCUAAUAAAUUGGAUUACCUGGUGCUCUCUAAAGGAAACUUCGAAACACUCAUUAAGAAACUAUUGUUGGUGAGACGGUACAGAGUAGAAAUAUACGUAGCAGAGGGUUCAGUAAAGAGCAACGAUUGGGUGCUUAGAUACAAAGGGUCGCCUGGCUGUUUGUCUCAGUUAGAAGAGGUUUUAGGAGAGGGUCUCGGGGUUUCUGAGGAAAAUGCCCAGUGCUUGAUGGCAGUGAAUAUAAAGACGGAUACGAUGACCAAGGGUCGUCUUCUAGGCGUCGCGUGUGUAUCAGUGUACGAGUACCAGUUAUCAGUAUCGGAGUUCACCGACGAUGACCUGCUGACGGGGCUGGAGACGAUCGUGGUGCAAAUGGCGCCUUCGGAGUGCCUCGUACCCCUUAGCGAUAACGAUGACUAUAAAGCGCUCAAAAAAGUAAUGGACCGAGCGAGUGUGACAUUGACUAAAUUGAAAAAGAGCGAGUUUUCCACCGAAGGUCUGAUCCAGGACCUCAAUCGCCUCCUCAAGUUUAAAGAGAAUCAAACUCAGGACGCCAACGCUUUUCCAGAAACGAGGAAUGACACAGCUAUGACUAGUCUAGCUGCGGCCGUCAAAUAUAUGUCAUUGUUGUCAGACAAUACUAACUUCGGCAGGUUCCGCAUAAACACGAUCCAAAGCGAUUGUUUCCUACACCUUGACGCGGCGGCUUUGUCAGCACUGAAUGUUUUCCCAGAGUUGGGAGAUAACAGCCAUUCUCCUUCGCGAAGCUUGUUUGGUCUGCUUGAUAGGUGCAGGACUCAACAUGGAAAGAGACUUUUGGCCCAAUGGCUUCGUCAGCCUCUCCGCGACAUAAACCUGAUAAACGAGCGUCUAGACAUCGUGGAAUUGUUGGUGAACAGUUCUCAGUUGAGGCUGCAGUUAUAUGAUGAUCAUCUCAGAAGGAUACCGGAUUUGCAGGCUUUGGCCAGGCGGUUGACGAGGAAGAAGGCUAAUCUACAUGACUGCUAUAAAAUAUAUCAGGCUAUCAAAAGACUUCCAGCACUACUACAAUGUCUGGCCGAAGCUGAUCAUGCAACUGUUCACUCCGCUCUCUCCGAACCAAUAUCAGAGUUGAACGGAGACCUUGACAAGUUUCAACAAAUGAUCGAAACCACGAUUGAUAUGGACGCUGUAGACAGAGGAGACUUCCUCGUAAAGCCAUCCUUCGACGAACAACUUCAGAGUUUGAGUGAACAACUAGAACAAUAUCAAUCUGCUGCCGAGAAAGAGUUGAACAAAGCCGCGCGAGAUUUAGGUUUGGAUGCAGGAAAAUCUAUCAAGCUGGAGAUUAACCCACAAAAUGGCUUCUACUUUAGAGUGACAAUGAAAGACGAGCAAAAUCUUCGCGGCAACAAGAAGUAUACAAUUAUAGACGCUGUUAAAGGGGGCGUAAGGUUCAAAACUAAUGCACUGGAAAAUAUAACGGAAGAUUACGUGAAUGCGAAAUCUACGUACGAAAAGGAACAAGAUAAAGUUGUGGCUGAAAUCGUUUCCAUCGCCGCUGGAUACUCGGAAUGUCUGUCGUGUCUAUCUCAGAUAUUAUCUCGACUAGACGUUCUAGUUUCUUUUGCUGUAGCAGCUUCUUCCGCCCCCCACCCAUACUGCCGGCCUGUUCUCACUGAAAGCUUGGAUGAAUUCAUUUUGAAAGAUGUCCGUCAUCCGUGUUUAGAAGUGCAAGAAGGAGUGUCGUAUAUUCCCAAUGAUGUUGUGUUUAAACGAGGUGUAGGCACAACGCACAUAGUGACAGGCGCGAACAUGGGCGGGAAAUCUACUUGGAUGCGGUCAUGCGGCGUGGCGGCGCUGCUGGCGCACGCCGGCUGCGUGGUGCCCGCGCGCCGCGCCGCGCUGCCGCGCCUGCGCGCCGUGGCGGCCCGCGUGGGCGCCGCCGACCGCGAGGACCGCGGCCAGAGCACUUUUAUGCUGGAAAUGAUCGAGACUGCGGCCAUACUGAGGACCGCAACACCUGAUUCACUAGUAUUGGUUGAUGAACUCGGGAGAGGAACAUCCACUUACGAGGGCUGCGGCAUAGCUUGGGCUAUUGCAGAAGAACUCGCGAACAAAAGCAAAUGUUUCUGCCUAUUCGCAACCCACUACCACUCGUUGACUCGCCUCGCGUCCUUACAUCCUGGUGUGAUUGUGAACUCCCACGCAGAAGCCUCGGUUGUGGACCAACAACUCGUGUUGUUGCACAGAAUAUCGCCAGGACCCGCCUUGCAGUCCCUGGGGAUACACGUGGCUAAGUUGGCUGACCUUCCGGACUCGGUUAUCGAGUAUGCAGAAGAGAAGCAAGCGCAACUUGAAACGAAUCUGUACGAAUUGGAGACAGAAGAAACUUUGGAAGGACAGAAACUUGUCACGGAUUUUUUGCGAAAAUGCAAAGAAUUAAAUGAAUCGAUCCAAUCCGACGAUGAAAUGAUGAAGGAAAUAAGAAAAUUGAAACAGGACUUACUGAAACGAAAUAAUAAGUACGUCCAAUCUGUGAUUGCAUAAGUUGUUGUUACAUCCGCAUUUUUGUAUGUAAGACAUUGAAUAAAAUACUCUUGUUAAUCCCUUAUUUACUUUUUAAGUACAGAGAUCAUGUGUUUACCGCUCCAAUAAAAAAAUAUUGGCAAAUCAAUUUACUUACAUUCUGGCGAUAAGUGUCCGAAGAACUAAUUGUGAAAAAUAAUUACGCCUACUUUUUAAUUUCACAACAUUCGCAUACUCCAUUGAUAAAUAUUACAACACAGAAAAUUCAAUUAUUUG